Messenger RNA from Ochotona curzoniae (black-lipped pika), 671 nucleotides. RefSeq names its product leucine rich single-pass membrane protein 2 (gene LSMEM2). The transcript is spliced from 5 exons. The record is from RefSeq and is a predicted model, not a curated record. The coding region runs from base 1 to 546 and encodes 181 amino acids. NCBI's taxonomy places the organism in Eukaryota, Metazoa, Chordata, Mammalia, Lagomorpha, Ochotonidae.
AUGACCUCCGUUGGGGAGGGCUGCCCGUCCUCGGGCAAUGACCCUGCUACUCUUGGCCAUCCUCUGCUGCCCCCCGACUGCCCACUGCUUGCCAUGCCUGAGGAGACCCAAGAAGACGCUGUGGCAGCAGAGCCAAGCCAGAGAAGCAGGGGGCCGCUGGCUCUCAACCACGUGCAAGAAGUGCGCCUGCACCAGGUGGAGUCCAUCAGUGACCUGCACGGUGGAGGUUCCCUGCACCCCUACCUGACUGACGAGGCCCAACCUUGGAACGAGUUGCUGGGCGUCCUGCCCCCAUCACUAUGUGCCCAGGCUGGCUGUGGCCCUGUGCACAGCCGUGGGGGCUUCCUGCUGCUGCUGGCAUUGCUGAUCCUCACCUGCCUGGCACUCGCCAUUGUGGCUGUCUACCUGAGCGUGCUACAGAGUGAAUCCCUGCGUGUCCUGGGACACACGCUGCGAACCCAGGAGGAGACGCUCCUGAGGCUCCGCCUGGCCAGCCUCAGCCAGCUGCGGAGGCUCAACUCCAGCGAGGCCAGAGCUCCCAGCUGAGCACGAUGGGACCUGCAUUCUAGGGGCGUGUGUCUGCGGGGAGGACCGAGGGACCACUGGCAGGCGUCUGCUGCCGUCAGCACUAACUGUUUGGCAUCCUCGGGGGAGUUUUGUACAGGAGCCUG